Messenger RNA from Mastomys coucha (southern multimammate mouse), 4211 nucleotides. RefSeq names its product WD repeat domain 47 (gene Wdr47). Gene Ontology annotation, molecular function: protein binding. The transcript has 15 exons. NCBI's taxonomy places the organism in Eukaryota, Metazoa, Chordata, Mammalia, Rodentia, Muridae. Bases 330 to 3092 code for a protein of 920 amino acids. The record is from RefSeq and is a predicted model, not a curated record.
UGCCUAGCCGCCUCGCGAGGAGGGGUCCUGAGGCGGCCUCAGGGACGAGCAGUGAUUGGCUGCAGCUGGCGGCUGGAGCUCCGUUCCAGCGGCGCUUGACAACCGCAGUCUGGGGAGCGGAGCGGUCGGAGGCGGGGUAGGGGCGGACGCGAGAAGGACCGGCUGACGAGCUGAUGGAUUGACGUGCGGGCUGCUUAACCCAGACCGCCGCCCUCGCGCUCGCGCCUCAGCCCGGAAUUGGCUGCCUCCGGGCUCUGGCCGCCGGCCUCUCCGCCGCGUUUUUCUCCGCCGCCACUGCCGGCUCCGCCCGGAGCCCUCAGGCUAGCAAUAUGACUGCUGAAGAAACCGUAAAUGUAAAAGAGGUUGAGAUCAUUAAGCUGAUUUUGGACUUUUUGAAUUCAAAGAAGCUUCACAUUAGUAUGCUGGCACUUGAGAAAGAAAGUGGAGUCAUCAAUGGCCUAUUUUCAGAUGAUAUGCUUUUCCUGAGGCAGCUAAUUCUGGAUGGCCAAUGGGAUGAAGUUCUUCAGUUCAUUCAGCCUCUAGAAUGUAUGGAAAAAUUUGACAAAAAAAGGUUUCGUUAUAUUAUCCUGAAGCAGAAGUUUCUAGAAGCUCUGUGUGUUAACAAUGCAAUGUCUGCAGAAGAUGAGCCCCAGCAUUUGGAGUUUACCAUGCAGGAAGCUGUGCAGUGUCUCCAUGCUCUCGAGGAGUACUGCCCUUCUAAGGAUGAUUACAGCAAGCUCUGUCUGCUCCUCACCCUGCCUCGUCUGACCAAUCAUGCUGAAUUUAAGGACUGGAAUCCCAGCACUGCCCGAGUUCACUGCUUUGAAGAGGUCUGUGUCAUGGUUGCAGAGUUCAUUCCUGCCGACCGGAAGCUAAGUGAGGCUGGUUUUAAAGCAAGUAACAAUCGCUUAUUCCAGCUUGUAAUGAAGGGCCUACUUUAUGAAUGCUGCGUAGAAUUUUGUCAGAGUAAAGCGACUGGUGAAGAAAUUACAGAAAGUGAAGUCCUUCUUGGCAUCGACCUCUUAUGUGGCAAUGGUUGUGAUGAUUUAGAUCUAAGUUUAUUGUCUUGGCUUCAGAAUCUCCCUUCUUCAGUCUUUUCUUGUGCGUUUGAACAGAAAAUGCUUAAUAUUCAUGUUGACAAACUUCUGAAGCCUACAAAAGCUGCGUAUGCUGAUCUGUUGACUCCUCUUAUCAGCAAACUGUCUCCCUACCCUUCAUCCCCAAUGAGAAGACCUCAGUCAGCUGAUGCCUAUAUGACGCGCUCUCUCAAUCCUGCUUUGGAUGGCCUCACGUGUGGAUUAACCAGUCAUGAUAAGAGGAUCUCAGAUCUUGGGAACAAAACUUCUCCAAUGUCACACUCUUUUGCUAACUUCCACUAUCCAGGGGUACAGAACCUCAGCAGAAGUCUCAUGCUUGAGAACACAGAGUGUCACAGCAUCUAUGAAGAGUCUCCUGAGCGAAGUGAUACACCCGUUGAAGCCCAGCAGCCUGUGAGCAGUGAACCCAUAUGCCAGGGUUCCGGGCUAGAGAAAGAGCCUGCAAAUGGAGCACAGAACCCAGUUCCAGCUAAACAAGAGAAAAACGAGCUUCGAGAUUCCACCGAACAAUUUCAGGAAUAUUAUAGGCAAAGAUUGCGCUACCAGCAGCAUCUAGAACAGAAGGAGCAACAGCGGCAGAUAUACCAGCAGAUGUUACUUGAAGGAGGCGUGAACCAAGAGGACGGUCCUGAUCAGCAACAGAAUCUUACUGAACAAUUCCUUAAUAGGUCUAUUCAAAAGCUUGGCGAAUUAAAUAUUGGAAUGGACAGUCUUGGUAAUGAAGUGCCAGUGCUCAGCCAACAAUGCAUUGGGAGCAAAAACAAUGGAUCAAAUAAUUCCUCUGUGACUAGUUUCAGCACACCACCCCAAGAUUCCAGUCAGAGGUUAAUACACGAUACUUCUAAUAUUCACACAAGCACUCCUCGUAAUCACGGAUCAACAAAUCACAUCCCUUUUCUGGAAGAAUCGCCUUGUGGAAGCCAGAACUCAUCAGAACAUUCUGUCAUUAAGCCAUCACCUGGAGAUUCUUCAGGGAAUCUGUCAAGAUCAAAAGGGGAAGAGGAUGACAAGUCAAAAAAGCAGUUUGUUUGUAUUAAUACCCUAGAAGACACACAGGCUGUUAGAGCAGUGGCGUUUCAUCCAAGUGGUAGUUUAUAUGCUGUUGGUUCAAAUUCAAAAACUCUGAGAGUGUGUGCCUAUCCAGAAAAAAUGGAUGCAAGUGCACAUGACAGUCCUAAGCAGCCAGUGGUACGAUUUAAGAGAAACAAACAUCAUAAAGGAUCUAUUUAUUGUGUGGCUUGGAGUCCGUGUGGACAGUUAUUAGCCACAGGAUCAAAUGACAAAUACGUGAAAGUGCUGCCCUUCAAUGCAGAGACUUGUAAUGCAACAGGACCAGAUCUGGAAUUUAGCAUGCAUGAUGGGACAAUUCGAGAUUUGGCGUUUAUGGAAGGCCCAGAAAGUGGUGGAGCUAUUUUAAUAAGUGCUGGAGCAGGAGAUUGUAAUAUUUAUACAACAGACUGUCAAAGAGGACAGGGCCUUCAUGCUUUGAGUGGACACACUGGGCAUAUUUUAGCACUUUAUACCUGGAGUGGGUGGAUGAUUGCAUCUGGUUCCCAGGAUAAGACCGUUAGAUUCUGGGAUCUUCGUGUGCCAAGCUGUGUUCGUGUGGUUGGCACAACAUUCCAUGGAACUGGCAGUGCAGUGGCAUCGGUGGCUGUGGACCCCAGUGGCCGUCUGUUAGCUACAGGUCAGGAGGACUCGAGCUGCAUGCUGUAUGACAUAAGAGGAGGCAGAAUGGUCCAGAGUUACCACCCUCACUCCAGUGACGUUCGCUCUGUUCGCUUCUCUCCUGGAGCUCACUAUUUGCUGACAGGUUCUUAUGAUAUGAAAAUAAAGGUGACAGACCUACAAGGGGACCUUACCAAGCAGCUUCCUCUCAUGGUGGUCGGGGAGCACAAGGACAAGGUGAUUCAGUGCAGAUGGCACACCCAGGAUCUUUCCUUCCUUUCAUCCUCUGCAGACAGAACUGUGACCCUCUGGACUUACAGUGGCUAGAGGCCACCCUGCAUUGGUCUAUGCAGCAAAAGCACAGACUCGAGACUACUGAACUGUUAGGACUACAGGCCUGAAGAACAUGUACUGCCCCCGAAAGAGUUUAAACAGAGGAAGCCCUCUUAUUACCAUGUCCUGUGAACAGAAGGUGUUGGGUGGUGGUUUUCAGUCUUCCAUGUGUGUUCAUGCUGCUGUGUAGUUUCCUUGCCAAAGUCUGCAGAAGAGCUCCUAUGUUGGUAUGCACGCCAAGUCAUGGUACAGGAUGGGCCCAUGGUUUAUUAUUAAGUGCACUCCUUGGGUGUUACCCAGGUAACAGUUUUAUACUCACACUGACAUGGAAUUAUAAUUUAAGUAAUUGUUAUAAUAUUUAAGUAAUCCCCCAGAUAAAACAUAGGUGUUCAGAAAUGACUGCUCUUAUCACAGUCCCAUACUGUAUCACGUGUCUUCUAGAGGUCAGGGUUUGGUGAGUCUCCAAUUUUACAUGAUCAUCUUUGCCUAGGGCUCACCAUAGAGUCUCCAGAUGAAAGGAGAACAGCUUCUAACCCAGGGGAGUGGUUGCUGAUUUGUCACAUCACUUUGUUUCAGGCUACAGGUAAUAACUAUUUUGCUUUGGGAACUUGUUGACUUCAGUUUUUUGAAUGCACAAGAUACCUCCCUUCCAAACAGCACUGUAGAAGCAGAGUGGCAGCAGUUACAAGGAACAAUAUUCCAUGGUAGGGUUAACUUACCUGGUAGCAUUUUCCUCUUAAAAAUUAAAGACUUUGCCAUGACCCUAGCAUGGCUUGACGAGCUGUGUUUGCAUGAUAAUUUAAAAUGGAAAACUGAAACUUUGCACUCCAGAAGCUUAUUUGGGUUUUCUUGCACAGUUUUGUGUAAUGAGGAAUAAUGAUUUUAUUUGUACAGUACUAUAUAUCCUAACAUUUUAUGUAUCUUUAUUUUCAUAUUGUUCAGUAUUUUACUUUAAGUUAUUAAAUAGGCUACUUUAUUUAUUUCAACUGCAGUGGUAUUGACCUGUCUGUGCACUAUUUGUAGCAAGCAUUUUAAAUCUAUAGUACACAAGUGGGAGGGUAAUAGAAGUGUAACUGUGCUUUUUAUUUCAAUAAAGACCUCUUGACACCCGAA